Molecule: messenger RNA, 1275 nt
Organism: Prorocentrum cordatum
Lineage: Eukaryota; Dinophyceae; Prorocentrales; Prorocentraceae
Source: the annotation of a GenBank genome assembly
AUGCUGCGAGCCAGUCCUGCGCAGCUCUGGCGCCUGCACUGUGCUCCAGUGGAGAGCGCGCGGCCCGGCUCAGGCCCCGUGCCCCAGACCCUGCUGGGCUCCCCGACGCGUGCAGCGCCCAUGGCCGCCGGCGAGCACCACAGCAUUCUGAUACGCAGCGACGGCCUGGCGGUCACGUUCGGGCACAGCGGCUCGAGCCGGCGCGAGGUGCCCGCGGCGCCCGCGGGCGGCGCCGCGUGCGUGGGCGCGGCCGCAGGGCCGCUCCACAGCGUGCUGCUCUUCUCGGACGGGUCGGCCGCGACCUGCGGGCACGAGGGCUGCGGCCGGCGCGCGGUGCCGCCCCUCCCGGAGGGGACCGCCUACGUGGCAGCCGCCGCCGGCGCGCUCCACACCGUGCUGCUCCGCAGCGACGGAGAGGCGGUGGCCUGCGGCGACGGGCGGGUCGGACAGUGCUCGGUCCCGAAGCUCCCUGCAGGGGUCACCUACACAGGCGUGGCCGCGAGCAGCAGACAUACCCUGCUGGUGCUCAGCGACGGUUCCGCCGCCGCUUGCGGCCACACCAGUUUCGGCCAGAUCCCCCAGCUGCCAGCCGGCGUAUCCUACGUGGCCGCUGCGACCGGCAGCGUGCACGCAGUUUUGCUGUGCAGCGAUGGGGCUGUGGUGGCCUACGGGGACAACGAGGACGGCCAAUGCGAGGUGCCUGACCUGCGAGGGAGCGUUGCCUACACAGGCGUGGCCUGUGGGGCUCGGCACACGGUGCUGGUGAGAAGCGACGGAUGGGCCGUGGCGUUCGGCAAGAACUCCGCGGGGCAGUGCGAGGUACCAGCGCUCCCGACGGGUACCGAGAGUGUGGGCUACACUGCUGCAGCGGCAGGCAGCAUGCACACCCUGCUGGUGAGGAGCGACGGGGCCGCAGUUGCGUUCGGGGACAACAGCUUCGGCCAGUGCGACGUACCAGAACUGUCACUGGGCCUGUCGUACAGCAUACCGACGCCGGGAUUGGACAUCGUAGUGACCUUGCACUCGUCCCACGGUGCUCCCGCAACUCCGAGGGACAUCGGGGGGCAGACCCCGGAGGUCCUCACGCUGCCCCUCCGCCCCGGGGCGGGGCUGGCCGUCCUGGGCGACCUGCGCCGCAUGGUGGCCCGCCGGCUGCGGGCGCCCGCGGGGCGGCUGCGGCUGGUGCUGGCAGACGGCACCCUGCUCCCCGCGUCGCAGGACGCGCUGGCGGCGUGCGACGUGUUGCCACCCUGCCAGUGCGAGCCGCACGGCUAG